UAUGGCGGCGCCCACAGAGACAGUCAAUAAACUGUUGGCGUCUGGAAAAUAUCACGCUGCUUUGGCUGUCAUCAAAGGACUGAGGAAUGGGGCUGUAUAUGGUGCAAAGGUCCGAGCUCCACAUGCUCUUGUGAUGACAUUCCUUUUCAAGACUGGUCCACUGAGUGAUAAAAUCCAGACCAUACUGGAAGCCACAUAUACACAUUCAAGAAACUUGGCCUUAUUUGUAUUUGGAUACAAGGGCCUGACAACUAUUAUGGCUUGGUUACAAGCGGAGAAACUGCAGGCGCACUCAUUUAUGGCAGCAUUUGUAACUGGAUACCUGGUGUUUGGUCGAUACAAUAAGGUCAAUGAACAAAUAAACCUAUACUUGCUGUCACGUAUACUGUAUGGGUUGGCAAAACUGGCUGUUGAUAAAGGUUAUGUCACUAAGCCGGUGAAGGAACCUUUUCCCUGGUUUGCUGCAACAGUAUGGGGUGUUGUCCUGUGGUUAUUUGAGCAUCAUAAGAAUACCCUUCAACCUUCACUGAAGUCUUCCAUGACUUACCUUUAUACAGACAGUAACAAAUUCAAUAACCUGAGGAACUUUAUAAUCUACAACAAAUAAAAACAAACUGCAAUGUUUCAGUGAGGAUGCGACACAACAACUUCUUAUGUACUGUUCAUUAUGGUGAUAUCGGGCAUCGUUAUAGAUUUCUACCAUGACUUUAAUAUAAACAUUUACAUUUGUGUACAAAGAUUUUAUGUUAUUUUUAAAUUGUCAUGAAUCUGUUGAUUUGGGUAAUUAAAUGCAUGUGUACAUUGAUGCAUUUUAUGUGUGUAUGUAUUUACAUCUUUUGUCACGUCUCAGGAUGAAAACUGAAUAAAAUAUUUGAAAUUGUUGAUAACUGUA
Messenger RNA from Liolophura sinensis, 892 nucleotides. Its product is annotated as peroxisomal membrane protein 4-like. The record is from RefSeq and is a predicted model, not a curated record. Gene Ontology annotation, cellular component: peroxisomal membrane. Lineage: Eukaryota; Metazoa; Mollusca; Polyplacophora; Chitonida; Chitonidae. The transcript is spliced from 3 exons. Bases 2 to 607 code for a protein of 201 amino acids.